Messenger RNA from Exophiala aquamarina CBS 119918, 1947 nucleotides. RefSeq lists its product as uncharacterized. NCBI's taxonomy places the organism in Eukaryota, Fungi, Ascomycota, Eurotiomycetes, Chaetothyriales, Herpotrichiellaceae. Gene Ontology annotation, molecular function: misfolded protein binding; protein-folding chaperone binding. Gene Ontology annotation, cellular component: endoplasmic reticulum. The transcript has a single exon. The record is from RefSeq and is a predicted model, not a curated record. Bases 1 to 1947 code for a protein of 648 amino acids.
AUGUCGUCGCCUCUCCCUCCGGAUCCCUAUGCUGCCCUGGGAGUGGCCAAAGAUGCCGAAUUUUCAGCCAUUCGAUCCUCCUAUCGGAAGUUGGCUCUCCUCCACCAUCCAGAUCGGAUAAAAGAUGAGGCCUUGCGAGAGAAGGGCAAGGAUGAAUUCCAGAAAAUCCAACGAGCCUGGGAGCUCCUAGGAGAUGCUGAGAAGAGGCAGCGCUAUGAUGAUCGGGUCCGGUUAGCAGAACUUCGCAAGGAAGCGAUGACGAGAGAUCCGCCACAACGCGCAGCCUCAACAGCUAACUACAAUACGAGAACGGCCGCUCCUGCUCCUGCUUCACACGCUGCUCAUGCAACCAACACCCGUGAAUAUCGAGAGGAUGGAAAUUUCUUCGAAGAAGUUCGACAUCCUAGAAAUGUCCCUUCCUACGACGAGCCAUACUCCUACGAUGAGCCCUCUAGAACAACCUCCCGCAAAUAUCCCGAAUACGAAAAGCGUGCUCCUGCCCCCAAGAGCGAGAAGAGGUCCAAAGCAGCAAGCACCUUCGCCACUGCCGGUCUUGCGGCACAAUUUGCAUCCAAGCUGCGAACACAGGCUGCAGAGAAAUCAAAAUCCAGUAGGGCGGAAGAGAGAAAAUCCGACCGGGAAAAGAAGCGGGAACGGACUGAAAAGGUCCAGACACGAAGAACGGCAUAUGUGGGUGAUUAUUCCAGUGACUCUGAUCACACCGAAGUUCGACCCUCUAUGAGACCUUCUUCUCGUUCUAAGACGACAUCCGAUUAUCCUCGAACAUCUAAAACAGAGAAGCCUCGUGAUCUGGACGAGGAGAGUUUUGACGGCAAGUGGGAGAAACACCACGAUGACGUCAAGGCGUAUAUCAGCAAAGCCUCCAACCGUCCGAGCCUGGAUAGAUCUGGUUCCGAUGCGUACCAGUACUGGGCGGGCGGUGACCCCAAAGGUCGAAAAAGUGGUAGCGAUAACGAAAGGCGACCCAAUUCGUCCAAGGGCCGUCGAACCCAGGACGACUACUUUACUCCAACUUUUACUAAGUCUACUUCCUCACCCAACAAUCUGCGAGCUCAUAUCGAAGAACGGACUCCCGCAAGAUCGACCGUCGGGGUCUCCCGUGAUCGUGAACGAGAACGUGAUCGUGGCCGAGACAAAGAUCGUGAACAUGAGAGAGAGCGGGAACACCGAAAGGUGAUCCCACCUCUAUCACGUUCUCACACAACUCCUAUGCCCAGGUCGAGCUCCAAGAAGGACUCAGCUCCUUCAAAAGGUUCCAACCUGAAGCACGGAGAAGUGCAUGACUCAAGCUAUAGUAGUAGCUCUAGUCCUCAAACCCCAGAGAUGAGAGAGCAAAGUCCACCGCGGACCUCCAAAGGUCGCUACGCCUCCAAUACUACCUCGACGAAAUAUCAUGUCGACCCAGAGAUCGUUGAUGACGAAGGUAUUCGCGCUCCUAGAGUCACCAAGAUCUACCCGGAAGAAGAUCGCUACCCGCGCUACCACAGCCCUGAGCCGCUAUCUCGAGACGCCUAUACACGCGAAACAGAUCGUCGGAGCCGGGAUAAGCCUGAGCGCCCCAAGGUUGAUACCACUUCUCGUGCGAAAUCUUCUCGGGGAGCAGCCAUGAUGGAAAAUCUGGCCGGUGGAAUCCCACCUAUUCGACGCGGUGAUUCUGGACACCACACUGACAGCAGAGCUUCACCACGCUCUCCACGUGACACACCUCCGCUUUCCCGUCACGACAGUGGUCGCGAAAAACUGUUCAAUGAAAUAUCACCUGAAGAUCGAUAUACCAGACCCUACCCGGCGGAAAAGAUUAACAUGGCACCUCGUAGGGAUGCUUCAACCACCAAAUAUGCGAACUAUCCUAGGGACGCCCCUGAUGUUGAUUACAGAUCUCGUUUCCCCGAGCCAUUCCGAGCGAGAAGACCCUCGGUCUAUUGA